Messenger RNA from Vitis vinifera (wine grape), 1590 nucleotides. Its product is annotated as disease resistance protein At4g27190-like. The transcript has a single exon. NCBI's taxonomy places the organism in Eukaryota, Viridiplantae, Streptophyta, Magnoliopsida, Vitales, Vitaceae. Gene Ontology annotation, molecular function: ADP binding. The record is from RefSeq and is a predicted model, not a curated record. The coding region runs from base 1 to 1590 and encodes 529 amino acids.
AUGGCAGAAAUAGCUAUUGCGAUUGCAACAAAAGUUGUUGAAUAUCUGGUUGCUCCAAUUGGACGUCCUUUUGGGUAUCUAUUCAACUACCGUAGCAACAUUGAUAAUCUUGUCCACCAAGUUGAGAAGCUGGGGGAUGUCAGGGCUGGGCUACAGCGUUCCGUGGAUGAAGCUAUCAAGAACGGGGAUGAAAUUGAAGCUGAUGUUGACAAGUGGCUUAUGCCUGCAAAUGGGUUCAUGGAAGAGGCUAGGAAGUUUCUUGAAGAUGGGAAGAAGGCAAACAAGAGUUGUUUCAUGGGGUUAUGUCCUAAUUUGAAGUUGCAUUAUAAGCUAAGCAGGGCAGCAAAGAAGAAGGCAAGGGCGGUUGUUGAAAUUCAAGGAGCUAGGAAAUUUGAGAGGCUGUCAUAUCGUGCUCCUCUGCCAAGGAUAGGCUCUACAACUCUCAGAGGGUACGAAGCUUUAGAAUUAAGAAUGUCAACUUUGAACCAAAUUAUGGAGGCCUUAAGGGAUGGUGAUGACAACAUGAUAGGGGUUUGGGGGAUGGGUGGUGUUGGGACGACAACACUGGUGGAACAAGUAGCUAAGCAUGCCAAGGAACAGAAGCUAUUUGAUGAAGUGGUUAUGGCAUCUGUAUUCCAAAAUCCAGAUUUGAGGAAAAUUCAAGGACAACUGGCAGACAUGAUAGGUUUGAAAUUUGAAGAGAGUGAAUGGGGAAAAGCAGCUCGAUUAAAUGAGGAUAUCAAAAAAGAGAAGAAGAUCCUAAUAAUUUUGGGAAUUCCUUUUGGAGAUAAACAUGUAUUGUCCAAUGAGAUGGGUACCCAGAAGGAUAUACCUGUUUUACAUUUACCGAAAAAAGAAGCAUUAGUUUUAUUUAAGAAGAUAGUGGGUGAUUCCAUUGACAAACAGGAUUUGCAAGCUAUAGUAAUCAAUGUGGCAAAGGACUGUGCAGGUUUGCCAAUUGCACUUGAAACAAUUGCAAAGGCUCUAAAAAAUAAGAAUGUGUCUAUAUGGAAGAAUGCUUUACAACAGUUAAAAAGGUCUAUGCCAACAAACAUAAGAGGAAUGGAUGCGAUGGUGUACUCAAGUCUGGAGUUGAGCUACAAGCAUUUACAUGGUGAUGAAACUAAGUCAUUGUUCUUGCUUUGUGGUUUAAUGGAUAAUGAUAUUUUUAUAGAUGACUUGUUGAAAUAUGUUAUGGCUCUACGAUUGUUUCAAGGAACUGAUACAUUGAAAGAAACAAGAAAUAGAGUUGAGGCAUUGGUUGACAACCUCAAAGCCUCAAAUGUGUUACUAGAAACCGGUGACAAUGCGUUUACGAGAAUGCAUGAUGUUGUUUGUGAUGUUGCCUUAGCAAUUGCAUCCAAGGAUCAUGUGUUUUCAUUGAGAGAAGGUGUUGGAUUGGAAGAAUGGCCAAAGCUGGAUGAACUCCAAAGUUGCAGCAAGAUCUCUUUGGCCUACAAUGAUAUCCGCAAACUUCCUGAAGGAUUGGUAUGUCCAGAACUUGAACCUUUUGUGUUAUAUCACAUCAGUGAUCCCAUUCUGAAAAUCCCAAAUACAAUUUUUGAAGGGAUGAAAAGCUCAAAGUUUUAG